Medicago truncatula (barrel medic) is the source of this 4052-nucleotide messenger RNA. RefSeq names its product TNF receptor-associated factor homolog 1b. NCBI's taxonomy places the organism in Eukaryota, Viridiplantae, Streptophyta, Magnoliopsida, Fabales, Fabaceae. Gene Ontology annotation, molecular function: protein binding. Bases 373 to 3783 code for a protein of 1136 amino acids. The transcript has 14 exons. The record is from RefSeq and is a predicted model, not a curated record.
UGCCUUUGUUCUCCGUUAUUCAUCUUCUUUUUCUUUCUAUCAAUUUUCUCUCUCAUCCCAUUUUCUCUCUCUAAAAUCUCAGGAUUCUCACGCCGCUAUUGUCAUCUCCUCCUUCGAUUCCAGUACGUAGGAUCUAUGAAGCAGGGACAGGUUGACACGACAUAAUUUUUAAAUGAAUUAAUUGAACAAAAUUACAUGCCAGUGUCAUGUCGGUGACACAGACACAUGUUGAACACUGGACACACCUUCAAUCAGAAGUGUCGAUGCUACAGUGUAGGAUUUUUUGCGAUGCAGUUGGAAAUGUUUGCAUGAUUUAUUUAUGCGAAAAGCUGUUAUAAGAAGAGUGUUAGUGAAAUAGUGCUUGAUCAAGAAAUGGCUGGGGUUGCGAGUGAGGAAUCUGGAGCGGGAAAGUCUGUGGAGGGAAGUUAUAGUGGGCACCGUGGGGAAGAGUUGGCAGAAUGGCGAUCUUCUGAGCAGGUGGAAAAUGGAAUUCCGUCGACUUCACCUCCUUACUGGGACACCGACGAGGAUGAUGAUGGACCAAAACCAUCGGAGUUGUAUGGAAAAUAUACUUGGAAGAUAGAAAACUUUUCAAAGAUUACCAAAAGGGAACUUCGUAGUAAUGCAUUUGAAGUUGGCAACUAUAAGUGGUAUAUUUUAAUUUACCCACAAGGUUGUGAUGUAUGCAAUCAUCUCUCUCUGUUUCUUUGUGUUGCUAAUCAUGACAAACUUCUUCCAGGAUGGAGUCAUUUUGCACAAUUUACAAUAGCUGUGGUUAACAAAGACGCCAAGAAAUCAAAAUAUUCUGAUACAUUGCACCGGUUUUGGAAGAAAGAGCAUGACUGGGGAUGGAAAAAGUUUAUGGAGAUUUCGAAGGUGAGAGACGGCUUUGUUGACGAGUCUGACAACCUGAUAAUAAAAGCUCAAGUUCAAGUCAUUAGGGAAAAAGCUGACAGGCCUUUUCGUUGCCUUGAUUGCCAGUAUAGGAGAGAGCUUGUUAGGGUCUAUUUGACAAAUGUAGAACAAAUUUGUCGGCGUUUUGUGGAGGAGAGAAGAAGCAAGCUUGGGAAGCUGAUAGAGGAUAAAGCUAAGUGGUCAAGCUUCUGUAAAUUUUGGCGAGAAAUUGACCAAACUUCUAGGCGCCGCAUGUCUAGGGAAAAAACAGAUGUAAUUUUGAAAGUAGUAGUAAAACACUUCUUUAUAGAGAAAGAAGUGACCUCUACUUUGGUGAUGGACUCCUUAUAUAGUGGAUUGAAGGCUCUUGAAGGCCAGACCAAGUCCAAGAAAGGUAGGGUAAAAUUGUUGGACGCUGAAGAAAUGCCAGCUCCAAUUGUCCGUGCUGAGAAAGAUAUGUUUGUACUGGUGGAUGAUGUUCUAUUGUUACUUGAGAGGGCUGCUAUAGAACCUCUCCCUCCUAAAGAUGAGAAAGGUCCUCAAAAUCGCACAAAGGAUGGAAACUCUGGGGAUGACUUCAAUAAAGAAUCUAUAGAGCGUGAUGAAAGGCGUCUCACAGAAUUGGGUCGUAGGACUCUGGAAAUAUUUGUCCUUGCCCACGUAUUCAGCAAUAAAAUUGAGGUUUCUUACCAGGAAGCCGUUGCUCUGAAGAGACAAGAAGAGCUCAUCCGUGAAGAAGAGGCAGCAUGGCUGGCUGAAACUGAACAGAAAGCAAAACGUGGAGUUAGUGAGAGGGAAAAGAAGGCAAAGAAGAAACAGGCCAAACAAAAACGAAACAACCGUAAAGGAAAGGAUAAAAGUAAGGAUGAAAGGCCUACUGUGGCAGUACAUGACAAGCAGCAAGACAAUGGUUCUUAUGAGAAAAAGGAUUCUAACUUGGAUGAGGUUCAAACUCUGGAUGAAAAGCUUGAUGCCCUGGAAGUUGUUUCUGAUUUGUCUGAUUCUGUGGUAGGAGUUGACGAAGUUAUUCAGCCUGAUUCAGAAGAGAGAGAUGCAAGUCCUGUUAAUUGGGAUACUGAUGCAUCGGAAGCUCAUCCUUCAACUGAGGCUAUUAGCAAUGGUAUAGAUGGUCUUGCACCUGUGCAAAAUGGAAUGGCCGAGAAAAGGAGCAGUUCAGUGAUAGAUGACAGUUCUUCGACAUGCUCUACUGAUUCGUUGCCUUCAGUGGUGAUGAAUGAUCCCUACAAGGGGAACUCCUUUUCAAAUUACAAAGUCCAGAAAUCGCCUAGCAGAGGUAAGAACCAAGUAAAAGCAUCAUGUAAUGGGAGUAAUUGGACAGCUGAAAUGGACAGUCAGGCAUCUGGUUCAGCUUCAAAUGCUGUUGAUAUUAACGAGUCUGGAAGUGGUAAGGUAGGUGAAUCUGAGUCCGAGGGUGCAAUCUGCUUACAGGAUCGGUUGAAGUGGCUCAACAAGCCUGUUGCCAGAAAGGAAGAGGAAGUUCUUUUACCGCAAAAGAAACAAAACAUUAAAGAGCAAGUUCAUGUUGAAAAACCUGUUGAUAAUGGGAGUCCACAGAAAGAGAUGACAUCAGUAGGGCCAUCCUCGCCGAGGAGUCCUUCUAGAAACUUACCCUCACCUGUUAAUGUCAGGAAAACAUCUUUUAGUGUCACACAACAGACAGGUAAAGAUACAUCUUCAUCUUUAACGUCUGCUUCACAACCAACAAUUGUGCCUAAAACAGAAAUCCAGAAGACUUCACCUCCAAGACCAACCGAAAAACCUAUUGCACAAGUGACUAUGAUGUCAAGGCCUUCCAGUGCUCCUUUGGUUCCUGGUGGUCCCAGGCCAACUACUUCGGUCUCUGUGGUUCAAACAGCUCCGCCUCUUGCACGCUCAGCGAGUGCAACUGGCCGAUUGGGUCCUGAUCCCUCACCUGCUACUCAUAGUAAUGUUCCUCAGUCAUACAGAAAUGCAAUGAUGGGGAAUCAAAUAGCUUCAACGACUACCAGUUUCACUCAUUCCACCUCUAGUUCAGGAGUAAAUCCAUCUUCAGGCUAUUCACAGCAAUCUUUAGUAUCAUCGCCAAUGUUUUUGUCUCAGAGCUCUGAAAAUAUGGGUUCGAUGGCUGGCCAGGCUAGUGUUCCUUUUGGUAUGCUUACUCGUGAUGUUUUGCAAAAUGGGCUGCAUUGGAUGGAGAGUUCUCAAAGGGAAGCCAGCAGAAGCAUGCACUAUGAACCAUCUUCCCGACUCAAUGAUGUUCAAAACCUGGACUUGUUCCAGCCAGUAGACAGUAGAUCUUUCGAUCAACUGCCAAAUGAGUUCCAAGCCUGCACAUCUAGGCGUCAGAACCAAGGGCUGUUGGCGGAUGAGUUCCAAGCCUGCACAUCUAGGCGUCAGAACCAAGGGUUGUUGGCGGAUGAGUUCCCUCACCUCGAUAUCAUAAAUGAUCUGCUUGAUGAUGAGCAUGGUAUUGGGAACGCAGCCGGGACAAGUUCAGUCUUCCAAUCCUUCAAUGAUGGAUCACAUAUGCUAAAUCGACAGUUCACUUUUCCAGGAAACUUGGAUACAAAUGAUGAUUUGGGAUCCUCAACCAGUUCUUGUAGGUUUGAGAGAUCACGAAGCUACCAUGAUCCUGGGUUUCAACAAGGGUAUAACCCCUCUAGGGGACAUUUUGACUCAAUGAGGGAUUAUCAUCCACAAGCAAGCACACUAUAUGGAAAUGGAAAAGUAGAUGGGUUGGUUCCAAACCAAUGGCAGAUGGCUGGUUCUGAUCUAUCUUAUCUUGGCUUGAGAAAUCCAGACAUUGAUGGUUACUCAUACUAUCAAGAUUACUCGAAUUUGACUGGUGUCAAUGGUUAUACAGUAUUCAGGCCUUCAAAUGGUCAGUAGAGGGAAAGGAUGGCAACGAAUGUAAUAAUGCGUUUGAGGAAAUUGUUGGGUCUGUUUUAGAUUGGAGCGAGGUUGUAAUCCCCUUGAUAAGAAAACAUUUUGUAAAGAGUGUUUCUGAGUAAUUGUGUUCCAGCUUUCCAUGAUUUUUUACAUGCCAUGAUCUUCAAGGAUUAUAGAGACUAUUAUACAUGUUCUUUGAGUGUAUUAUAAAUAAUGGAUUGAAUGUUACAGAUCGAAAACAAUCAUAAUCAGGUUUUUUCUUCUUUAAA